AGCUGUUGUGAGUUGGCAGUGCAUAGUGUAUUAUUGAUAAAAAAUAAUGUAGCAAAAUACAAAUAAAUAGUAAAAUUAAUAAUAAAGUUCAAAAUUUAAAGCGAGAAAUGUGCUAGAUCAAUCAAAUAACAAAAUGCACGCGUGUGUCCGGCGGGUGGGCGUGUGCCAAGUGGGCGCCACAGCAUCAGCAGCAAUAACAACAAUAGCAAGAGAAGUAUACAAACAAAGUCAAACAGAUGUUCACAGGCACUUACGUAACGGCUGUCGAAGCUACGUAAAAUUGGCGCAAAAUUGCACACGAGACAACAACAACAACAAUCAGCUGCUCAGCCGACGACCCAUUCAACCGACGACAGCCGCACAGUUAACAACAACAAAAUACUCUCGCUAUUCGGCAAGCACAAUAAUGAAUUCGUAUUGCAAGGAAUUAACGUUGAUGGACUACGACAUCAUUGGCUUCGAUCUCGAUGGCACGCUUUUGCGCUACGAUCUGCUGGAGAUGUCGACAUUAAUCUAUAAUGUGCUCAAGCAAUAUCUGGUGGAGCACAAAGGUUACUCGCCGGCGCUGUUGACUCAGCAGCUGGACCUUGACUUCUUGCAGAAGGGUUUAAUGUUGGACGGCACGCGUGGCAAUGUGCUGAAGCUGAGCAAUGAGGCGCAAGUUCUGCGUGCCACACACGGCACGCGUCUCCUUAGCGAUGCAGAGAUUGUGGCCAUAUAUGGCCCAGAACGACGUUGGGAUGUCACCACAGCCUUCUACAAUGAUCCACUGUCCACGUGGAAUGGUCCGGCUGCACUGCAGAUGCGUGCACUGAUGGACUACUUUGAUAUGCCCGCUGCUCUGGUGUUUGCCCAGGCUGUGGACUUGGUGGACAAAGCAGCAGGUGGCGCGGUCAAGGAGUAUCGAGUGUGGCAUGAUCUGCUCGAUGGUCUGAUGCACAACUACAGUCGGGAUAACUUCAGCAACGACAAGAGUCUCUACUUUAAGGCCAUGCGGGCGGAGCCACAACGCUAUGUGCUCCAAAGCAGCCGGAAGCUGCUUGAUUGGCUGCGUGAGCUACGUGCCAAUGGCAAGAAACUGUUUCUGCUCACCGGCUCCAACAUUGACUUUGCCAAUCUGACUGCAACUCAGGCGCUGGGCGCCGAUUGGCAGCAACAAUUCGAUUUUGUGCUAACGUUUGCCAAGAAACCCGGAUUCUUUACCAUGCAGCGUCCUUUCAUGGCCGUGGAUGCGGAUGCCAAGCGUGAGGUGCCCAACAGCGAGCUGAGUCUGCAGGCGGAUUUGAAGCUGGGCGAGAUCUAUUCGCAGGGCAACUGGCAUCAGUUGCAUCAGGCCAUGGCCAAGCUGCUGAACAAGGAGACGAGCGAGGCGCGUGCUUUGUAUUUCGGGGACAACAUCAUCCAGGACGUCUAUACGCCGGUCAAGCAUCGUGACUUUGAUACGGUGGCCAUUGUGGAGGAGUUGUCAAUGGUGGAUCAACAGAACUACGCCUUCAAUGCGGUGGUCUCAUCCAAUUUCUGGGAUUCCUAUUUCAUCAUUAACAACACGCCGACUCUGUGGUCCGGUUUCAUCGCCAACUACGCACAGAUCUGUGUGUCGUCCAUGGAACAAAUGGCUGCUUUGUCGCCCACCGAGCGCAUUGUGUCCAACAAUGUGAAUGGCUUCUAUCCGACACUGCCCAAGCAAUUGCUGAGUACCAACCUAACGACGUCUUGGCAUGGCGGCAGCAUUUAAUGAAUCAGAAUGAAGAUGGAUGAUGGUGAUAAGCAACCUGAUGACGUUGACCUGACGUUGAUAACCUGCUCGCGAACUGCAUUCAAUUUGAAGUACAAUAAAAAGCCAUAGAGAUUGUUAACCCCUA
Drosophila albomicans is the source of this 1862-nucleotide messenger RNA. RefSeq names its product 5'-nucleotidase domain-containing protein 1 (gene Nt5a). Gene Ontology annotation, molecular function: 5'-nucleotidase activity. The record is from RefSeq and is a predicted model, not a curated record. The transcript has a single exon. The coding region runs from base 134 to 1735 and encodes 533 amino acids. Lineage: Eukaryota; Metazoa; Arthropoda; Insecta; Diptera; Drosophilidae.